AUGCGUCAAGGAUAUUAUUGUUCGUUGUCUGAGGUGAUAUACAAAUGUCAGGACAUUAUAGUUCGUCUGUCUGGUGUGGAUAUGCAUACAAUGUCAAGGCACUAUAGUUCGUCUGUGGAAGAGGUUUCGAAUGUGCAGGAUCAUAUUAUUAUAUUGAAUGUCAAGGACAUAUAUUGUUCGUCUGUUGGUGAUAACUUUCAUGGACACUAUAAUUCGUCUGUUGUGAAGAUGAUGUCAAUUCCAAUGACAACUUUCGGUCACGUGGUCUUAGCCAAAGCGAAGCUAAACGGGUCUAUGGUUGCCAUAAAAAUCAUGGAAGUUAAAAAACAACCAUUUGCAGUGUUGGCUAACGAGGUCACCAUAAUGAAGAGGAUUUACCAUGAAAAUGUUGUCACCGCACUAGAUGCAAUUUAUGUGGAAGCUGUAAAGAAAUUCUGGCUUGUCAUGGAGUACGUGAAUGGGUGUUCAUUGAGGAAGAUUGUAAGAAGUGUAUCGUUAGAAGAAGGACAAAUAUGUUUCAUAUCUAGUCAAUGUGUGAAAGGUUUGGAAUAUCUCCAUAAAGAAAACAUAGUUCAUAGAGAUAUCAAAAGCAACAAUGUGUUGGUGGAUAUACAUGGGAGAGUAAAGAUAACAGAUUUUGGUACCAGCUACAUAUAUGAUAAGAAUGACAAGAAGAACGAAAUAGUUGGCUCACCGUGCUAUAUGGCACCGGAAGUUGUAGCUAGGAGACCGUAUGAUUAUAAAAUAGAUAUAUGGAGCUAUGGUAUAACACUUAUAGAAAUGAUUGACGGAGAACCACCAUAUAUAUACGUGAGGAAGGAACACGUGCUAUGAAACUUAUAAAAAGAAAUGGUAGACUAAGUAUAAAGAAUUAUGACAAAUUAUCAGAUGGAUUGAAAUCUUUCAUUGACACGUGUCUCAUUGUUAAUGCACGCGACAGAGGAACGGCACGUGAUCUAUUGAGUCACGAGUUUUUAGAUGGUGACCAAAUACUUGUAACUGCAAGAUUAGCUCAGAAAAAUGCAUCGUCAUCUUAUUAGACUUUGAUAAUUUAUUUCAUGAACUUUUAUUUGUUUUAUUGUUAUAGCCAAAAAUAUUUGUGUCUUAGAUUUAUAAAUAUUUAAUAUUUUUGAAGGUAU
Molecule: messenger RNA, 1139 nt
Organism: Ruditapes philippinarum (Manila clam)
Lineage: Eukaryota; Metazoa; Mollusca; Bivalvia; Venerida; Veneridae
Exons: 3
Coding region: 1-834 (277 amino acids)
Biological process (GO): protein phosphorylation; intracellular signal transduction; regulation of MAPK cascade
Cellular component (GO): cytoplasm
Molecular function (GO): ATP binding; protein serine/threonine kinase activity
Source: RefSeq, a predicted model, not a curated record